Messenger RNA from Danaus chrysippus (African queen), 1323 nucleotides. Lineage: Eukaryota; Metazoa; Arthropoda; Insecta; Lepidoptera; Nymphalidae. The record is from the annotation of a GenBank genome assembly.
AUGUCUACUGGCAAACGACUAGCCAAGCGCUCUAUCAUAGGGACGCGAGUUGCGGCUUUGAGGGAAGAUGAACUGUACUAUUCUGGUAUGAUCCAGGCUGUUAAAACACCCGCACCCUUUCCAGAAAAUAAUAAUUCCAUCAACCUGACACCUAACACCCGUUAUACCGUUCGCUUCGAUGGUGGUAAAGUAACACGCGAGUAUCGCGACGCAGAGCUCAUCGGGCCCGGUUUCCGUGGCUUGGCCGGUGUCCGUCUCCGGCCAGGACAGCGCGUCUUCCUCACGUACAACGGUCGCGAGGUCCGAGCCGAUGUGUUGGAGCACGAUCACCAGACCGACGAGCUGAGGGUGCAAGUUCUGACGCCCGGUACAGAGGUGCCGAUAGAGCUGAGAAAGAGAUUGGAGGAGAUAAGGCUGUUGGAGUCUCGGAAGUCUGCAAGGCUCGCUGACGUAGACACGGACUUCGCAAGACUUGCUGACAUGGCUGGCGAUCGCCGCCGAGCCUCCGCUACCAUCGAAGUGCCUGCACAUCACAUGCAAGGAUCUCGUAAGCGUGGUCCCAGCAGCUCCUGUGAAUUAGGUUAUGGAGAAAGGGAUGACCAGAUGAACGAAUGCAACGCUGCCCUCGUCUUAAUGUCACUCAGCUGUUCUCCGAAUUCACCUCGACCCAGUGCUUGGGGAGGCCGUUCAUCAGUGUCUCCGGGAGCAAGCAGCAGCUCGGGGUCGUCAUGGAGGUCAGGAACACCGUCGCCGCCUCCCGUCUCCUCCUCUUUCAGCGACGAAGGCAUAGCUAUGGACUACGAAGAUCUCCACCCGCGCAAGAAGAGGAUCAACAGCGUCGUGUUCGAAUGCACUUGGAGAGGUUGCGGUUACAUCACAAACACAUGCCUUAAAGUCGAAGCACACAUUCGUCAGACGCACUUAGGACCAAAGAAGGAAGGCGAUCAUGAGGAGGAAUUCUACUACACGGAGCGCGAGGUCGCCGCGCCACCACCGACCCUCUCCCAUCGGGACAUGUGUCGACCUCCGCACGAAGACCCAGACUAUCAACGACAGCUCGUGGGCUCAUACAGACAAGGUCUUCUGUCUACUCUGCAGAAUGGUGCAGCGAGACCUAUAAGCAUUCCCGUAACGCAUUCCUGGUCAAGCUCACAAUCACCGAAACAUCUAAAGAUCUCGGGCGUGAGCAGUUCCCCGGGAAGUCCCGGUCGCCGGCCUCGCUCGGACAACAAGAAGUGCCGUAAAGUGUACGGCAUGGACCAACGCGAUCUUUGGUGCACUCAGUGCAAGUGGAAGAAGGCUUGCACACGUUUCGGUGAUUAG